Prorocentrum cordatum is the source of this 705-nucleotide messenger RNA. The record is from the annotation of a GenBank genome assembly. Lineage: Eukaryota; Dinophyceae; Prorocentrales; Prorocentraceae.
GAGCACAUCCACGUGCAUCUACCUGCCUGGUGGAUGCCAGGCGUCCUCGGUGCGAAGGAGCAGCAAGAGGGCGGCUUUCGCCGCGAAGUGCGCCGGCGUCAACCCGACGCCGACCAGGCGAAGAAAGAGCAAGGUUUGAAGGAGGUCAAGGCGCUCAAGCACGGCGAGAAGACCAUGCUCGGACUGAUGUCGAGGCAAACGCUGAGGAGCGCUCAACAACUACGCGAGCUUCAAGCCGUCAUUUACGACGUUCGGCUUCUGGCGGAGACUUGCUCCAUCGUGCUGGCAACGCAGGAACAGACGAGCAACUACGCCGACCACGUGAAAGGCAAGAAAGACCACGACCUCGGGCCACCUCACAUCUACUCACUCGGUGGAGCUCUGAAGACCUACGCCGACGUCAAGCCAGGAACGCCAGGAUUUUCGAUGCCCGAGCCGUUGCACAAGGAGCUGAACACGGCGUUCGCGGAGUACGACAAGUGGCCGAUGGAGCAGAAGUGCGACCUGGUGCUGCAUUGUCGAGUGGAGAAAGUCUUCCAACGGGGCAUGAGGAAGGUGACUGUCGCGUUUCGCGACCCGCAGUUCCGCAUCAUGAUGAACAAAGCCUUCGAGUGCGCGGAGGGCGCGGAGAAGAAAGUUGGCAAGGCACCUCCGACCUUCCUCGAGCGGGAUUUGCAGGAGUGGCUCGAGGGCAUGGAGAGCUAG